Ictidomys tridecemlineatus (thirteen-lined ground squirrel) is the source of this 2089-nucleotide messenger RNA. NCBI's taxonomy places the organism in Eukaryota, Metazoa, Chordata, Mammalia, Rodentia, Sciuridae. The record is from RefSeq and is a predicted model, not a curated record.
CUCUCCCCACAGCCCACCACCCCAUCUCUCUCCUCCCAGAGAAAGUCUAUUGAUUGCAUUUUCCCCGGAGCCAGGACCCCUGCGUAACUAGCAGUUUAACAAAAAAACCCUUUUCCUUUCUCAGGUUGGCUUCCAAUGGGUGGGCGGGUGAGCGCUUCUGGAAGCUUCCGGAGCGUGCCCUGCGCAAAUGCAAAUGCGGACUGGAUGUCGGCGCUGUGUCCCCGGCUCUGGGAUGUGCCCCUGCACCACCUGUCCAUCCCAGGGAGCCACGACACGAUGACCUACUGUCUGAACAAGAAGUCCCCCGUGUCCCACAGCGAGUCCCGCCUGCUGCAGCUGCUGAGCAAGGUGGUGCCAUGUGUGACGCGCCCCGUGGUGCUGAGGUGGUCUGUCACCCAGGCGCUGGACAUCACGGAGCAGCUGGACGCCGGGGUGCGGUACCUGGACCUGCGCAUCGCGCACAUGCUGGAGGGCUCGGAGAAGAACCUGCACUUCGUGCACAUGGUGUACACGACGGCGCUGGUGGAGGACACCCUCACGGAGAUCUCCGAGUGGCUGGAGCAGCACCCCCGGGAGGUGGUCAUCCUGGCCUGCAGGAACUUCGAGGGGAUGACGGAGGACCUGCAUGAGUACCUGGUGGCCUGCAUCAAGAACAUCUUUGGGGACAUGCUGUGCCCUCGAGGGGAGCUGCCCACGCUGCGGCAGCUGUGGGCGCGGGGCCAGCAGGUCCUGCUGUCCUACGAGGACGAGGCCGCGGUGCGGCGGCACCCGGAGCUGUGGCCGGGCAUCCCCUACUGGUGGGGCAACAAGGUGAAGUCGGAGGCCCUGAUCCGCUACCUGGAGGACAUGAAGAGCUGCGGCCGCCCGGGUAGGGGGCCGGCCCUCCCUCCCGGGCCCACGGAGGGGACGGUCAAGGGGGCGGCCUGGCCGGCGUCCCUCACGCUCGUCGUGUCCCGCAGGGGGCCUGUUCGUGGCCGGCACCAACCUCACCGAGGACCUGGAGUACGUGCUGGCGCACCCGGCGGGGUCCCUGAAGCAGGUGACCCUGUCCAGCCUGUCCGCGCUCAGCGCCUGGGUCCGCGAGCAGAGCCCGGGGCCCGGCGCCCGCUGCACCAACAUCAUCGCCGGCGACUUCGUGGGCGCCGACAGCUUCGUCGGCGACGUCAUCGGGCUCAACCAGAAGCUGCUGUGGGGCUGACGGUCCCCUCCGGUCAGCUGGAGGCAGCCCGGGGGGCAGCCCUGACCCAGGCUGGGCCGGCGCUGCUCCAGAUCCCGCGAGAAGACGUCCUCCGAGCUCCAGAUCCCGCGAGAACACGUCCUCCAAGCUCCAGAUCCCGCGAGAAGACCUCAAUCCCAGGGACGUGCCUGUGGUCAGGGAUGACCACAGGGUGGGUCCAGCGGGUGGGUCCCGGGCAGUCACGACCACGGGUGGGUCCAACGGAAGUGCCCUGGUCAGCCAUGGAUGUGCUCAGGGGCAUGGCCAUCACGAUGGGUCCAGCAGAUUUGUCUGUGGUCAAUGAUGACAACUGGGAUGGGUCCAGUGGGUGUGCCCUGGUCAGCUGCGACCAUGGGAUGGCUCCAACAAAUGUGCCUGUGGUCAACCAUGACUGUUGGGAUGGGCCAGUGGGUGCACCCUGGUCAGCCAUGACCGUGGAGAUGUGUCCAGUGCUGUGCUCUGGUCAGCCAUGACCAUGGGGAUGCGUCCAGCGGUGUGCCCUGGUCACCGAGGCCUACUCAACCCAACCGGCAGCAUGGCCUGUGCAGGGUGCGGAUGCUAGGAGAGGGGUCAGCGCCUCCUCACCCUGUGCUUUAGAAAGUCCCCGCUUCCAAGAGUGGACGUCCCCUGGACGGACGGGGUGGGGACCUGUGCAGAGACCCUCUUGCCGUGGUCAACACAUGGCCUGGCUGUCACCUCACUCUGACAUCGCCCUUUCCCCGGGCAGCAGGUUCCUGCGGACCUGGGUCCAUCUUGCUUUGCCAGCUGAGGGGUGGCCAGUGGGCGGUCCUGUGUCUGCUGGCCCCGCAGUGUCACAGGGGGUCUGGUCUGUGUUCUAGUCUCUGCAUCCUGGAGCUCGGGCACCUGGCCUUG